AUGGCGUUUCUGGUACUUGGAUUUCUAGUUGCUCUCUUUCUAGGUGGAGACAACACAGAUGGCUUUGAGAGGCCUAUCUCCUUCCAAGUUAUUGUAAUCGAAUCGUUUUAUAACCAUUCCUGGGUACAGAGUCUUUGCUCAGGAUGGCUGGAUGAGUUGGAGACUCUUCGUUGGGAGAAGAACUCUGGAACCAUCGGAUUUCUGCAGCCUUGGUCCAGGGGUAAUUUCAGUAAUAACGAGCUUGCAGACUUGGAAAGACUUAUCAAUUUCAAAAUUGCUGCAUCUACUCAAGAAAUUCAGAAGAAUGUCAAUAAACUACAGUUUGAGUACCCUUUUGAGGUCCAGGUGACAAAGGGCUGUGAGCUGCAGUCUGAAGAGACCUCAGUGGGCUUUGUCCGGGUAGCUUAUCAAGGAACUGAUUUGCUGAGCUUGGAGAACAAUUCGUGGAUGCCAUCUCCACAGGGUGGAAGUAGGGCACAGAUUGCUUCCAGACUACUUAAUCUUUAUAAGCUUUACACAGCAACAGCACAGAAAUUCAUCAGUGACACCUGUCCACGUUUCAUUUGGGGACUUCUUGAAGCAGGCAAGGAGGAUCUCCAGCGACAGUUGAAGCCAGAAGCCUGGCUGUCCAGUGGCCCCAGUCCUGGUCCUGGUCAUCUGCUGCUGGUCUGCCGUGUGUCUGGCUUCUACCCAAAGCCUGUGCUGGUGACAUGGAUGCGGGGUAACCAGGAGCAGCCUGGCACUGAGCGAAGUGAUGUCCUGCCCAAUGCUGAUGGCACGUGGUAUGUCCGAGUAACCGUGGAAGUGACAGCUGGAGAGGCGGCUGGCCUGUCCUGUCGAGUGCAGCACAGCAGUCUGGGAGACCAGGACAUCAUCCUCCACUGGGAACGUCAAAAUUCCACUGGCUUCAUUGUCCUGGCAGUGAUACUGGUCCUGGCUCUUCUGGCUGGUCUUGUGUUUUGGUUAAGAAAGCUAUGGAUACACCAUGGCCCUCCACACAAUCUUCUGCAUGGAAAUGAGAACUCAGCAGCCCAAAGGCACAGGGAAUAA
This is a messenger RNA of Ochotona curzoniae (black-lipped pika), 1050 nucleotides long. Its product is annotated as T-cell surface glycoprotein CD1a-like. The record is from RefSeq and is a predicted model, not a curated record. Gene Ontology annotation, biological process: positive regulation of T cell mediated cytotoxicity; immune response; antigen processing and presentation, endogenous lipid antigen via MHC class Ib. The transcript is spliced from 6 exons. NCBI's taxonomy places the organism in Eukaryota, Metazoa, Chordata, Mammalia, Lagomorpha, Ochotonidae. The coding region runs from base 1 to 1050 and encodes 349 amino acids. Gene Ontology annotation, cellular component: external side of plasma membrane. Gene Ontology annotation, molecular function: exogenous lipid antigen binding; lipopeptide binding; endogenous lipid antigen binding.